AUGUCGCCACUCUACUAUGCACUCAACAAUCCGGUCUUCGUCAAUUUUGCUUUUUAUGCAGCGGCAUCAACUAUCAAAAUGAUGGCCAUGUCACUAUUGACUAGUAGACAGCGAUUUGCUAAGAAUGCAUUCUCCAAUCCUGAAGAUAUUGCGUUAGGAAGUGAUAAACAGGCCAAGGUAACAAUAUCAGAUCCAGAUGUUGAACGAGUCCGACGAAAUCAUUUGAAUGAUAUCGAAAAUAUUGUACCAUUUGUCGUGAUUGGUAGUCUCUACGUCGCCACGAAUCCGACUCCAGCUAUAGCUCUCUGGCACUUUCGGCUCUUUUUCUUCUCUCGUGUAUUUCACACGAUUGCUUAUCAGGUAGAGUAA
This is a messenger RNA of Rotaria sp. Silwood1, 369 nucleotides long. The record is from the annotation of a GenBank genome assembly. Lineage: Eukaryota; Metazoa; Rotifera; Eurotatoria; Philodinida; Philodinidae.